GUCACCGAAAGCGGCAGAUACGGAAGUCGGCGCGCGCUUCUCGCUUGUAUGCAGCAAACCGAAACAGGCUGCUGAGUAGGUCGGCUUUAAAAAUUAUCACAUUGCACACAGGGGGAAGAGAAAAAGAAAAAGCUGAUGUUUACUGGAACAUCUCAAUGGAUGUGAAACGGGAGAGCUGUGAUGUGGACAGAAAUAUCAUGGAUAUUAAGGAGGAAGGCUGUGAGUUGGAGUCCAUCUACUUUAAACAGGAAAGUCUGAGCAUUAAGGAGGAGAGCAGUGAACUGCAGGCAGUGAGCAUUAAAGAAGAAGCUGAAGAGAAGUUUCUCAGUAUUGAGACGCUUAACCAUACAAAUCUGGACAGUGUAAAAGAAGACACCCUUCAUGAUGGGUGUCAAGAUGGAGUGGUGACCAGGUUAGACUUUUCUAAAGGCAGUCACUGUUCAUCUCCAGAGCCUUCUGUCAAUGUGAAGAAUGACUCAUUACAGUCUAAACCAAAGAGUACUGAGAAAACUUCAUCUGUUAGAGUUCAGGAAAAUCGGCCACCAUCUACAAAGAAGUCUGGAAGAAGAAAUAAAGAUCAGUGCAGUUUGGAAUCUGGAAAAGAAUUCUCUGGCAGGAGUGCUCUUCAGAUCCCCACUAGAGUUCACACGGGAGAGAAGCCAUAUUGCUGUACUGAAUGUGGUAAACAGUUUUCACGUAUAAGCAGUCUAAAGAACCACUCUAGAGUUCACACGGGAGAGAAGCCGUAUUGCUGUAAUGAAUGUGGUAAACAGUUUUCACGUAUAAGCAGUCUGAAGGACCACACUAGAGUUCAUACGGGAGAGAAGCCAUUUUGCUGUAAUGAAUGUGGUAAACAGUUUUCACGUAUAAGCAGUCUGAAGGAUCACACUAGACUUCACAUGGGAGAGAAGCCGUAUUGCUGUAAUGAAUGUGAUAAACAGUUUUCACAAAUGAGCCAUCUUCAGAAACAUACUAGAGUUCACAACAGAAUAAAAAGGGUAGUAGCUCAAAAAUCAGUCCAGAAAAACAAGCAACCUUCAGAACUCGAGUGUGAGGUUUACUCCUGUCUUGAAAAGUAAGCAAACUAAACUAUUGUUGACAAAUUAAUCUCUGAGAGAAGCCAUAUUGCUGAUUGGAAUGUGGCGAUCAAAUCUGUCAGAGGAGUUCUCUUCAGCGACGAACUGGAAUUCACACCGGAGAGAAGUACAACUGAAUUGUCCUGACUAAAGAGUGAGGUUCACUCCUGCCUGGACCGUAAGCACAUGUAACUGAUUGGAAUCCAUCCUACUUAGUGUUGUGUCAGAAACAAGUCAACAUAGGAUAUAAACAUCUGAUUCUCCUCUUUUUCCUUUUCCAGAAACAAAUUAAGAACAGGGCAUCAUACAAACCGCUUCUCACCAAAGCCGUACAGCCUCCACCAUGCACCUAGCUCUGUUUUCAUAACAUAUGUAUUGUAUAUAGAACUAUUUACGAUAUACACAGUUCAUCAGAAAACAACUCUUUACAAUAUACAUAAGCUCACAUAAUAAAUCAUAGUUCAGUUAUAUAAAAAUAGAAAAAUAUAUAUUAUAUAAUACAAUAAAGUAACCUACAUUUCCAAAAAAAAAAAAAUGUAAAUUAAAAAUGAAAAUCCAAAGCACCCAUAUAAUCAUGUUGUACAGCAUGCUGAAUUAUAUUAAAACGCGGUGGCAGUGCACUUAAAGAAGAAAUGCUGUUUUUUAAAGUUUGUUUUGUUUUUGUUUGUUUGCUUUUGAUAAUAAAACAUACAAAGACUGUAUAUAAGAACUUGGGGGGCAUGGGGGGCACAUUUGUUGUUUAACAGAAUUUCCAAAUAUUCAUGUCAAAAAAUAGAAUAAAAUUAGAAAACGCUUGGAGAUAGCAGACUUACCUGUACAGCAUCCACCAUCGCCUGAGGGUGCAUUAAGUCUGUGGGGAGUCACAUUGAUUAGCAUUUGUACUACAAAAUACCAUUGGUAUGAAACUAAGUACACACAAACAAUUGCUUUUCGGGAAAUUCAUAACUGAAAGCUACAAACAAACAAGAUGUUUUCCAAAGCCUGAGAACUCUCCCCUG
Polypterus senegalus (gray bichir) is the source of this 2074-nucleotide messenger RNA. Its product is annotated as zinc finger protein 287-like. Gene Ontology annotation, cellular component: nucleus. Gene Ontology annotation, molecular function: DNA-binding transcription factor activity, RNA polymerase II-specific; RNA polymerase II cis-regulatory region sequence-specific DNA binding. Lineage: Eukaryota; Metazoa; Chordata; Cladistia; Polypteriformes; Polypteridae. The record is from RefSeq and is a predicted model, not a curated record. The coding region runs from base 156 to 1079 and encodes 307 amino acids. Gene Ontology annotation, biological process: regulation of transcription by RNA polymerase II. The transcript is spliced from 4 exons.